Messenger RNA from Malassezia sympodialis ATCC 42132, 2208 nucleotides. It is a transcript of the gene DDL1, whose product is annotated as putative carboxylic ester hydrolase. Gene Ontology annotation, cellular component: cytoplasm. Lineage: Eukaryota; Fungi; Basidiomycota; Malasseziomycetes; Malasseziales; Malasseziaceae. Gene Ontology annotation, molecular function: glycerophospholipase activity; metal ion binding. The record is from RefSeq and is a predicted model, not a curated record.
AUGGAGGCGGUCGUGGGGACCAGCCGGCUGGCCGCGCAGCGUGAGCCGCGCGAUGCGGGCGUCGGUGCGUCGUGGUUCCACUCGCACGGGCGUAUCUGGGUGCCGUUCCCCGAGGUCGAUAACCUCGCGCUCGAGGAGGCCUAUGGGCGGGUGCACGCGCAGCUCGCCGGGCGCCGCGCGACGCAGGGCACGUCGUCCAGCGGUGCGCCGCCUGCGCGCUCGUGGCUCAGCUCGUCGUUCUGGUCGUCGCGGACGGACGAGAACACGUCCGUGCUCCCGCCGCCGGCGCCGCCGGCGCCGCCGGACAAGCACGCGCUGCCGAGCUACCGCGCUACGGACCCCGACGAGCCUGCCGAAGAGCGCCAGUUCCGCGUCGCUGUGCUGGAGGACCGCUUGUUCGACGUGGACUUGUCGCAGAUGAUCAUGUAUCCCGCGCUGUGGGCCGGCUACGACCAGCCUGUGAUCCGCGCGCACUGGUACUACGUCGCGUCGGACGGCGCGACGUCCCCGAUCGGAUGCGACACCCUCCUGGAGGCGGAUAUCCUGCAGGCCUACCACACGGCCGAGCCGUGGCGCCUCUCGCACCGCCUCAAGGGCACGCUGUCCAAGAGCCGGGGGGAGGAGGUGCCGCUGUACGACCUGCCGAGCGUCGUCGGCGGCGCCAAGAUCCACUUUGAGGCGCCACACACCGCGCGUAUUGUCACGCAGCACCUCGGCAGCAAACUGUUUCCGUUUUCGCGCGACGCAUUCCUGGUCCGCGGCCUCGUCCAUGCGCGCGAGCUGAGCGAGCGGCUGCGCUCCGGCACCGCGUGGCAGCGCCGCGCGGACUCGCCGCCGAAGCGCACGCCCACAGCGUCGCCGGCGAUGCAGGCGGCCGACACGCCCCCUGCCGACGCGCCGCCACCUCCGCCACCAGCCGACGCGCCGCCGGCCGCCGGGACGAUCGGCGAGCGCGUCGCGCCGUCCGACCCGAGCGUGUCGCCCACGCCCUGGGUCGCGCUGAGCGAGGCCUUCAUGUCGAAGGCCUGGUCGUUCCGGCGGUCGCCCGCGCCUGCGCCGCAGGAUCCAGGGGACGAGAGCACGUCGAGUGAGAGCGACGUCGAGGACCGCUACGACGACGAUACAUCGAUGCCCUGCACGUCGAGUCGGCCGCCGGAGCUGCUGUUCUGCAUCCACGGCAUCGGCCAGAAGCUCUUCGAGGACUAUGCGACCAUGCACUUUGUGCACGACAUUGACCGCCUGCGCACGCUCAUGCGCACGCAGAUGCAGGACGCCGACCUGCGCCCGCUGCUCAACGGCGGGCGGGUGAAGCUGAUCCCCAUUUGCUGGCGCCGCGGCCUGCAGUUCGAUCCGGACGUCGGCUACACACUCCAGGACCUCACGAACGAUGCGACGAUCCCGGCCGUGCGCAACAUCGUGACCAAGGCGCUGCUCGAUAUCCCCUUCUACUUUUCGCGGCACCACGGCGCGAUGAAGCAGGCGGUCCUCCACGAGAUGAACCGCCUGUACCGCCUCUUUGUGCAGCGGAACCCCGAGUUUGAGCAGCUGGGCGGGCGCGUAUCGAUCAUGGGCCACUCGCUCGGCUCGAUGCUUGCCGCGGACCUGCUCAAGAUGCAGCCGACGCUGGUGCCGCCCGUGCGCGAGAUCGACGAGGCGCACAUCCACGUCACGAGCCCCCACCUCCUGUUCAACACACGCUACCUCUUCUGCACGGGCUCGCCACUGCCGUUCCUCCUCUACAUGAACGGCGCCCAGCUGCGGGCGCGCCGACGCCCGGGCAACGACGCAGACGAUGCCACGUCAGACGCGGUCGGCCAGGACGGCUGCUUCGCCGUGGAGGCCAUCUACAACGUGUAUGCGUCGACCGACCCCGUCAGCUUCCAGAUGUCCGCGACGGCCGAUCCAGCCUACGCGCGCAUGAUGCGGCCCGUGGACCUGCCGCGCGACGCCGCGCACCUGCCCGACGCUCUCGACAAGCCGCGCCUGAACAUGGGCAAGCUGCUCCAGCGCGUGAUGCGCGCACGCUCCGACGACCCGACCUCGCCCGAGCUGCGCGCAACGAGCCAGCCAGGCACGCCGCUCACUCUCCCCGUGCCGCUCGAGGAGAUGGAGCGCGGCGAGCGCCGCUUCCACGCGCUGAACCCCAACGGGUGCAUCGACUAUGCCAUGGACGUCGACUCGCCCAGCUCGGUACGUGCCGCGCACUGA